Cynara cardunculus var. scolymus (artichoke) is the source of this 1377-nucleotide messenger RNA. RefSeq names its product transcription factor DIVARICATA-like. The transcript has 2 exons. Gene Ontology annotation, molecular function: DNA binding. NCBI's taxonomy places the organism in Eukaryota, Viridiplantae, Streptophyta, Magnoliopsida, Asterales, Asteraceae. The coding region runs from base 440 to 1237 and encodes 265 amino acids. The record is from RefSeq and is a predicted model, not a curated record.
GCAGCCAAGGGGGGGUUAAAGAGUGAGAGAGCACACACUUUGUAUAUAAACAGCAAAAGAGCAGACUCCCAAUUACAAGCAGCCACCUUCUUCAAUCACUCACUUUGAAUGUCUUCCUUCCUCUUUCUUAUUCUUCUAUCUUUUGGCUUCAUCCACGAUCAGAAUUAAGCCAGAUUCUUCCAAUUCCUGAAUCUGCAACACAUGAAUUCAGCCACCAACUCAAUAGGGUCAGAUUCUUUUGCUUUCAUCCCACUAAUUUUCAUCCUUAAACUUGUUUUUUGAAUCAUAUGAUUUGGCAGGGUAUAAGCAGUUUCCAAGAUUUUCUUGAUUCUUGAUCAGGUGUUGGGUCUUUGAACAUGUUCUAGUAAUAAAUCUCAAAAAAGGGUUAAAUUAAAUCAUUCUGUCCGUAUUCCAAUUUCUAGAGCAGAUUGAAGCAGCCAUGGAGACAUUGUCUCCAUCUUCCAACAGUUUGAGCUCAAGCAACAAGGUGAUGCAAGAUACCAAGAACAAACAAUGGACCGACGAACAAAACACGUGGUUUGAAAGUGCUCUUGCUAUAUUCGAUACAGAAACACCCGACCGGUGGUCAAAUGUGGCCGCUUUGGUCCCUGGGAAAUCAGAAUACGACGUCAAGAAACAGUAUGAGGUAUUGAAAGCUGAUAUCAAUAAUAUUGAAGCUGGUUUGGUACCGAUUCCGGGUUAUUUCAGUUCCUCUUUCAAAUUGGAACUGGUGGAAGAUCAUGGAUUCAGUAUCUUCAGAAAGAGGCCUUCAAAGUUCAGAUCUUUGGAUCAGGAGAAAAGAAAGGGUGUUCCCUGGACUGAAGAGGAGCACAGGCGAUUCUUGAUGGGUCUUCAAGUUCAUGGGAAAGGAGACUGGAAAAGUAUUUCUCGUAAUUUUGUGAUGACGAAAACACCGACACAAGUAGCAAGUCAUGCUCAGAAGUAUUAUGCAAGACUAAAUGCAGAUGGGAAAGAGAAGAGGAGACCUAGCAUCCAUGAUAUCACAAUGAUCAAUCUCCCAGACAAUACUAAUUCCCCAGAUGGCAGCGAUAGAUCAUCUAAAUCCUUAGGGUUACCAAAAGGCCUGCUUCACUGGAACAACUCAAGUGAAGAAACUGUGAUGACUUACCCAUUUGAGAUUGCUAAACUGAACAGAAAUGGUGGUAAUGGAAUGAAUAUCCGAGUUUACAAUUCUGGCCUCCAUUUCCAACCUACAAGGUACCAGGUUCAAGGUUAAGGAAGCAAAGUUUGUGUUUGUCGUUAACAAUCCUGUUUAUAUGUACUUCUACUUUCUUUGUAUUUCAAUAGUUUGUUUUAAUGUCUCUGUCUUAGUGAUUAUAACAUCUAUGAUAACGAUACAAAUUCCUAGAACUUAUU